AUGAACAACAACGACACAGCACCAACGACCACAUCUCCUCUCCUCUCAGAGUCGCGCUACCUCUUCUUUUCUCAGUCUUUGUCUGAUUUUGAUUUCUUCCACAUGCGCUCCUCCUUUUGUGACGACAUCGACGAGAUAGGGUCGACGGCGUCAUAUCCUUUCCUCAAUUCCUCUCUCAUAUCAGUUUAA
This is a messenger RNA of Prunus armeniaca (apricot), 189 nucleotides long. NCBI's taxonomy places the organism in Eukaryota, Viridiplantae, Streptophyta, Magnoliopsida, Rosales, Rosaceae. The record is from the annotation of a GenBank genome assembly.